CUGGCCGGCUCCGCCAUGUCGCUGCCGCCGGAGAAAGCCUCGGAGCUGAAGCAGAUCAUCCACCAGCAGCUGCUCAAGAUGGAUGUCCAUGGGAGGAUACGAGAAGUUCUUGCUGAGACUAUACGAGAAGAGCUGGCGCCUGAGCAUCAGCAGCUGUCCACGGAAGAUCUGAUAAAAGCCCUAAGACAGCGGGGAAUCAUUGAUGAUGUUAUGAAGGAACUUAAAUUUGUAACUGAUGUGAAUGAAACGGAGAGGACUUUGGCUUCAAAACGAUCAACACAUUUUGUUGACAGAGAACCACCAGUUUUAAAAAAAACUAGCAUUGACCCAACACGGAGGUAUCUUUACCUUCAGGUUUUGGGUGGAAAAGCUUUUCUGGACCAUCUUCAGGAACCAGAGCCUCUGCCUGGCCAGAUUUGUUCUACCUUCACUCUGUGUUUACAUUUUCGAAACCAGCGCUUCCGUUCCAAACCUGUACCCUGUGCCUGUGAGCCAGAUUUUCAAGAUGGUUUUCUACUUGAAAUACACAAGGAUAGCCUAGGUGACUCAAGUAAGAUGGUGGAUGCAACCACUAUGUUAUCUAUAUGUGACCCAGUGCACAUGGUUCUGAUCAAGACAGACACAUUUGGUGAGACCACACUGGUAGCAUCCUAUUUCUUGGAGUGGAGGUCUGUCUUGGCUGCAGAGAAUGGCAUAACAAAUGUCGCUGUGGAACUCCUGGGUGUAGGUACAGAAUCAAAAGUUUCUGUUGGUGUUUUAAACAUCAGACUGGAAAUGUAUCCGCAUCUUAAUAAGACACUUUCUUCAGAAAUAAUUAGUACUCAAUUCAGUUUGGAACGUCAGAAAACAGCAGAAAAAGAGCGUUUAUUUCUUGUGUAUGCUAAGCAGUGGUGGAGAGAAUACCUGCAGAUCAGGCCUACCCACAACACAAGGCUGGUAAAGAUCUUUGCACAGGAUGAAAACGGGGUGAACCGGCCGGUGUGUUCCUACGUGAGACCUCUGCGGGCGGGGCGGCUGCUGGACACACCCAGGCAGGCAGCGCGCUUCGUCAGCGUCCUGGGCCACGAGAGAGCCGCGGUCAUCGGCGGGGGCGGCGGAAAACAGGAGCAGUGGUGCACCCUGCUCGCCUUCUUGUGCAGGAACAAGGGUGACUGUGAAGACCAUGCUAACCUUCUGUGCAGUCUUCUUCUUGGGUUUGGAUUGGAAGCAUUUGUGUGUGUUGGAACAAAAGCAAAAGGAGUCCCCCAUACUUGGGUAGUCACUUGUGGGUCUGAUGGAACAAUUACUUUUUGGGAGAGCUUAACAGGACAUAGGUACAUCCACAGACCUAUCAACCCUGAUGACCCUCCUCUAGUUGAACAACCCAAGCCACUGUAUCCAUAUCGCACAAUAGGUUGUAUCUUCAACCAUCAAAAGUUCUUUGGAAAUUGUCAGCCCUCUGAUGCCGUGGAGGUGUGUGUGUUUGACCUGCAUGAUGAAUCUAAAUGGAAACCCAUGAGUGGAGAGGCAAUAAAAUCUGUAUGUCCUCCUGGAGCAACAUCUUCAGUUCCCCCUUUUCCUCCUCUGUGUGCUUCUACAAUAGAUGCUGCUGUAACAAGCAAUGAGAUAGAAGUGCAGCUGAGGAUACUGGUCUCUGAACACAGAAAGGAUCUUGGCCUUGCUACUGUUUGGGAUGACCAGCUCUCCUAUCUGUUGUCACCAGCAUUAGCAGCCUAUGAGCUUGAACGCACAACAGGUGUUUCUGCAGGAAAUGAAGAGUUUCAGGAUUCCGUAAGGAGAGCGGUACCUGAUGGUCACACCUUCAAAGGGUUUCCCAUCCAUUUUGUGCACAGAAAUGCCAGGAGAGCAUUUGCCACAUGUCUUCGGUCUGCUUUUUGUGAAGAAAUAAUCUGUUGUAGGGGAGACCAAGUGCGACUUGCAGUUCGUGUACGAGUGUUUGUGUACCCUGAAUCUGCCUGUGCUGUUUGGAUCAUGUUUGCUUGUAAAUACCGUUCUGUCCUUUGAAAAAAA
This is a messenger RNA of Cinclus cinclus, 2010 nucleotides long. RefSeq names its product centrosomal protein 76 (gene CEP76). The coding region runs from base 16 to 2004 and encodes 662 amino acids. The record is from RefSeq and is a predicted model, not a curated record. The transcript is spliced from 12 exons. Lineage: Eukaryota; Metazoa; Chordata; Aves; Passeriformes; Cinclidae.